Molecule: messenger RNA, 1593 nt
Organism: Pyricularia pennisetigena
Lineage: Eukaryota; Fungi; Ascomycota; Sordariomycetes; Magnaporthales; Pyriculariaceae
Exons: 2
Coding region: 1-1593 (530 amino acids)
Cellular component (GO): fungal-type cell wall
Molecular function (GO): acid phosphatase activity
Source: RefSeq, a predicted model, not a curated record
AUGAAGCUCGUGACUGCCUCCUCCCUCUGCGCCAUCUUGGCCGCUGGAGUGCACGCCCAACGCGGUGCCUCGCUCGAUCCUGUUCAGCCCGUCCUGCUUCCCGAUGGCGCCAACGCAGAGAACCCGCUGUCGCACCUUGGUGGCAAUGGACCCUGGACUGCUGCCCCCAACGUCAACGGCAUCUCCUCCGACGUCCCCGAGAACUGCCACGUCGACCAGGCCGCCUACAUCCUCCGCCACGGCUCGCGGUACCCGGAUCCUGGAGCCCACAGUGGCUGGGUGAACAUGGCCGAGCAGUUCAAGACGCAGAACUACACGGCAACCGGCCCUCUCGCCUUCUUCCACGACUGGGACACGCCCCUGACCCACCCCGACAUCCAAAUCGCCCAGCUCAGCCAGACGGGCUACAAGGAGCUCUACUCGCUCGGCUACACCCUGCGUACUCGCUACCCGGAUCUGUACGAGGAGGGGGACGACUUUUAUGUUUGGGCCAACAAGUACCCCCGCGUCAUCCAGACCGCCCAGCUCUUCGUCCGCGGUUUCCUGGGCGCCAACUCGACGCGCCUGGGGAACGUCGUGUCGGUCGACAACAAGGGCUUCCCCGACCAGCUCGCAAACACCCUGGCCCCCAGCGACAUGUGCCCUAGCUUCGUCGACGACUACUCGCCCAAGUCGAACCCGUGGAGGGACAUUUGGCUGCCGCGCUUCAAGGCCCGGCUCGCGCAGUACAUCGAGCGGGGUGACCUGCAGCUCGACGACGGCGCCUGGAACGACAUCCCGUACGUCUGUGGCUUCGAGUCGCAGAUCACGGGCCGCCUGUCGCCCUUCUGCGACGUCUUCAACGACGAGGAGCUGGCCCAGUACGAGUACCAGCAGGACCUGCGCUACUACUACGGACACGGCCCCGGCGCCUUUGUGGCCAGCCGCAUGAUGGUCCCCUUCCUCAACGCCCUGGUCGGUAGGUUCGUCGAGGGACCCGCGGCCGACGUCGGCGUCGGGCCCGACGGCAGCUCGAGCUUCAAGGUCCCCAGGCUGCUGAUGAACUUUCUCAACGACGGACAGCUGAACCAGCUGGCCGCUGCCCUGGGCGUCUUUGACGAGCAGGAGCCGCUGCCGUCUGACCACAUCCCCGAGGAUCGCCUGUGGAGGAGUUCGCGCAUCUCGCCCAUGCGUGGCACCAUUGCGCUGGAGAGGCUCAACUGCCGAGUCGGCGGAAGUGGUGGUAGUGGCAACAGCACCCUGGCGCCCAGCCCGACCUCUUCGGGCAAGGCCAGCAAGGCCAAGAAGAAGCGCGAUGCCGCGUCGACCGUGCAGAGGCGACAGGACGCCGUGAGUGGCGGCGCCUCGAGGAACGAAACCUUUAUCCGCAUCCGCAUCAACGAGGCCGUCUACCCGGUCCCCUCGUGCCAGGACGGGCCAGGCAGGUCGUGCCGUCUGGCCGACUACUCCAAGUACGUGUCGGACAAGCUCGAGGCCAUCGGCAGCUUUUCCGAGCUGUGCAACGCCACGGCUCCUGGUACGCCGGCACAGGUCAAGGGUGCGAGCUUCCUGACCAACUUGGACCAGGCCCACUUGGAGAUGUUGAAGCCAUGA